GAAAUAAAGUCGAUGUAAAAAUCGAUCAAAAAAUGUGAUGAGAGAGAUCAUGCGAUUCCCGCAUGUAAGCUAUAAAAAAACCAAAGCUGUACUAACUCGGCUUCUAUUUUUUUGCAAUCUAUUUGUAGAAAUAAGGAUAGUAUGUCCAGAAAAGCCAUACUCGCAGCUGUCCACAAAUUCCCAAAGUUCAGCUCGGCGACAAGAAAUCAUCAAAAUGACUGAACAACUUAUCGAAGCUAUAAACACGGGAGAUUUCGAAGCUUAUACGAAAAUUUGUGAUCCACAUCUAACAGCUUUUGAACCCGAAGCAAUGGGAAAUUUAGUUGAAGGAAUGGAUUUCCAAAAAUUCUACUUCGAUAACGUUUUGGGAAAAAAUUGCAAAGCUGUUAACACCACAAUUUUAAAUCCUCACGUUCAUCUUUUAGGAGAAGAUGCGGCUUGUAUCGCUUACGUUAGAUUAACACAGUAUAUGGAUAAGUAAGUUUUUUAUCGUUAAUUU
Onthophagus taurus is the source of this 499-nucleotide messenger RNA. Lineage: Eukaryota; Metazoa; Arthropoda; Insecta; Coleoptera; Scarabaeidae. The record is from RefSeq and is a predicted model, not a curated record.